This is a messenger RNA of Gracilinanus agilis (Agile Gracile Mouse Opossum), 1267 nucleotides long. Its product is annotated as coiled-coil domain-containing protein 1-like. The transcript is spliced from 7 exons. NCBI's taxonomy places the organism in Eukaryota, Metazoa, Chordata, Mammalia, Didelphimorphia, Didelphidae. The record is from RefSeq and is a predicted model, not a curated record. The annotation marks the transcript as partial.
AUGACACUGAUGACAUUGAUGACAUUGAUGAUGCUGAUGACAACAUUGAUUAUAUUGUUCAUGAUGACACUGAUGUUGCCUUUGACAUUGAUGAUGACAUUGAUGAUGUUGAUGACAUUGAUGAUGUUGUUGCUGACAUCAAUGAUGACAUUGAUGAUAGUCAAUUCAGUGUGUUGGCUCCAAUGUGGAAAAGUGAUUAUGUAAAUGACGAUGCUGAAGAUGACAGUGAUGACAUUGAUGAUGACAUUGAUGAUGUUGAUGACAACACUGAUUAUGUUGUUCAUGAUGACAUUGAUAUUCCUUUGACAUUGAUGAUGACACUGAUGAUAAUUAUGACAUUGAUGAUGUUGUUGCUAUCAUCAGAUGAUUUUGAUGACAUCAAUGUUGAUAUUCAUAACAUUGUGGAUGAUGUUAAUGAUGACCUUAAAGAUGACACUGAUGACAUUGAUGACAUUGAUGAUGCUGAUGACAACAUUGAUUAUAUUGUUCAUGAUGACACUGAUGUUGCCUUUGACAUUGAUGAUGACAUUGAUGAUGUUGAUGACAUUGAUGAUGUUGUUGCUGACAUCAAUGAUGUCAUUGAUGAUGCUUUUGAUAAUCUGACCAAUGUUAUUGAUAAUGAUGAUCAUGAUUUUGAUGACAUCAAUGUUGAUAUUCAUGACAUUGUGGAUGUUGUUAAUGAUGAUGCUGAAGAUGACAGUGAUGACAUAGAUGAUGACACUGAUGAUGUGGAUGAUGACAUUGAUUAUGUUGUUGAUGAUCAAGUUGAUAUUGUUUUUGACGUUGAGGUGUUGUUGCUCACAUUCCUGACCAAUGUUAUUGAUAAUGAUAAUGAUGAUUUUGAUGAUGUCAAUGUUGAUAUUCAUAACAUUGUGGAUGAUGCUAAUUAUGACGCUGAAGAUUACAGUGAUGACAUUGAUGAUGACAUUGAUGAUGUUGAUGACAACAUUGAUAAUGUUGUUCAUGAUGACAUUGAUGUUGACUUUGACAUUUAUGAAGUCAUUGAUGAUGUUGAUGACAUUGAAGAUGGUGUUGAUGACAUCAGUGAUGACAUUGAUGAUCUGACCUAUGUUAUUGAUAAUGAUAAUGAUGAUUUUGAUGAUGUCAAUGUUGAUAUUCAUAACAUUGUGGAUGAUGUUAAUGAUGACCCUGAAGAUGACAGUGAUGACAUUGAUGAUGACAUUGAUGAUGUUGAUGAUGACAUUGAUUAUGUUGUUCAUGAUGACAUUGAUGUUCCUUUGACAUUGAUGAUGACACUGAUGAUGAG